Molecule: messenger RNA, 342 nt
Organism: Lasiodiplodia theobromae
Lineage: Eukaryota; Fungi; Ascomycota; Dothideomycetes; Botryosphaeriales; Botryosphaeriaceae
Product: MFS phospholipid transporter
Exons: 2
Coding region: 1-342 (113 amino acids)
Molecular function (GO): transmembrane transporter activity
Source: RefSeq, a predicted model, not a curated record
AUGCGCGCAUAUACAGACGGCCAAUUCUACGGCAUCGCCGCCGCCAUUGGCAAGAUCGGCGCCUUCGUGGGCACGUGGGUGUUCCCUGUGAUCCAGGACAACGCGCCGACGCCGACGCGCAAGGGCCAGGAUCCGUUCUGGGUCGCGUCGGCGCUGGCCAUCUUCGCCGGCGUCGUCGCGCUCUUUUUCUUGCCCGACGUCGGCCAAGACACCAUUGACGAGGAGGACGUGCGCUUCCGCGAGUACCUGCAGCAGAAUGGGUUUGAUACGAGUUUGAUGGGGUUGAAGGAUGCGAGGGAGGGGGAGGAGGUCGAGAGUGGUAGUGAGGCGGUGAAGACGUAG